Drosophila santomea is the source of this 2206-nucleotide messenger RNA. RefSeq lists its product as uncharacterized. The transcript is spliced from 3 exons. The coding region runs from base 141 to 2156 and encodes 671 amino acids. Gene Ontology annotation, biological process: cilium assembly. The record is from RefSeq and is a predicted model, not a curated record. Gene Ontology annotation, cellular component: axoneme; ciliary basal body. Lineage: Eukaryota; Metazoa; Arthropoda; Insecta; Diptera; Drosophilidae.
UACAAUCACAAAACAAAUGUACACGAGUACACAACAACUCUAAACAGAAACACUAAAAAUAUAACACAAAAAAACCAUUAUAAAAAAUACAAAAUAUCGUAUGCACAAACGAAAAAAGAAGUAAAGAAAAUACAUACACGAUGGAAACAGAGUUAAAUGAAGAACCGCAGAUUGAUUUGGUCGAAGAAAACGAGAUAGCUUUGGCUGAGGAAGAUCUCUCAAGAUGUUCAGAAGAUAUGAUUAAGUCGGAUUCAGAGCCCGUAUUAAUAGUUUCUAUCUCAUCAAAUAAUAACAGUGAGGUAAGGUUAAAAGCCUUAAGAAAGGAGGAAAAAAAGGAGCAACUAAAGGAAAUCAUGAAUCGACUAAAGGAGCGCGACGCAGAGGAGUUGCGAAAGAAGCUGGCCGGCAAACAGGAGGAGGUCAAAGGGAAGGACGAAAUGGACAGCCAGUCACAAGAUAGUUUCCAAAGGGCCCGGUUCAGCUUACAAGUCGAGGAGUGGGAUGACACAUUGCCAGAGCCCAAUCGGGAUGAUGAUAUCGAUGAUACCAAAAGUACCACCAGGCACUCGGAUGAUGCACCUCCAGCAGCCACUUUGGACGCAGUUGAUGCCGAGGAGGAUGACUUGCUCGAUCCCAUCGAAAGCCGUUCGGAAUCCGAUUCAGAAGCACCAGUGACCCAGAGGUCCAAGAGCAUAGAUCCCAUGCAAGUGGCAGUUAAGUCUUUAAUGCUGGUGCCCAGUCUAUCGGAUAUAUCGCUGCCAAGUGAACAGCCUCUUCGAAGAAAGUCUACCCAGUCCGUGAAAUCAUCUCGAUCAUUAUAUGUUAGGCGUCUCACAACCGAUGACGACACAAGUUUCGAUUCCGAAGAGGCGGAAGAAGAGUCCACCAAAGCCCCCAGUGAAUUCCUUACUACUGCAAUUGAGCAAUCUAGCGAGUCGGAAUCGCUUGGCGGGUCACUGCCGCCCAUUCCAAAAACAGAACCAUUGGAAAAAGAAGCCCAACCUUACAUGGACAUCGAACAGUUGUUUCCGGUCGCAUCGGAAAAACUCGUUGAGAACGAAAUCGAUACGGCAGUCAAUCUGAGGAUUGCAGAAACACGCCAGAUUGUUAAUGAUUUUAUAAGCCACUUGAUACAGAAGGUAGUCGUGCCGGAGCACCGGGGUACUGAGGAAUAUAAUCGGGUGCGACUGGACAAGGAGAAGCUGCUGGAUGGGCUGAAAAGUGCGGUGCAUGAUUACAUGAUUGUGAAAGAUCAUAACAAACAGCUGGAGGAUCGGAUGAUAGAGUACUUCCGCCGCACCAAGAACUUUCGAUGCUUUGACCGCCUAUCCCAGGACGCCGAGUUGAGCUUCUCCCGUCGCCUUGAUAACGCCCUGGCCUAUCUGUCCUAUGGCCAAGAGCGCCUCGCCAGGGUGAAGGAGAAAUAUGGCAUUCUAAUGAGCACUGCGUUUUUGGAACUCUCCAACGCCAUGAACAUCGUUCUCAGCACGGAGCAUCAUCUCGAGCAGACGUUGAAACAGGUCCUGGUUCGCCCGGACGCCGAGACCGACUUCCUCAAGCGCCUGGUUGCCCGCGAACUCCGACUAAUGGCCGACCAUCGGAAUCAAAUCAGCGAUGCCAGGGUGUUGCUCAUGUCGCAGAAGCACACCUUGGGUCGUGUCUUAGAACAAAUAAGAGAUGUAGAUACUGUUUGCGCCGGUGUGAGCUUGAAUGACUUUAUUUCCGUGCAAAACAAGGUGUUGGGGCUCGAAAAGAAGAUUGAAGAGCGAAAUAUUGAACUGAAAAGACAGCGCAGACUAUACCACACCGAACUGCAUAUAACUAAGCAUAAUCGAGAGAAGUCCCAUGAGUUGAAGAACAAGAUUCACCAACUUAAAGUUAACCUGCUAGGAAAGCACCGGUUGAGGGAUAACUUAAAAUCCGUGUUGUGCCAUGCGAAAUUGGAACACAAAGCCAUUCGGAGGCGGUUACAUGAGUUGACAUGCCAGGGUGGUAUCCUGGCUAUGCCCGCACUGAUGUAUGACUACGAUCGGACUGUUGCCUAUGUUUCGGAAAAGGAGAAAGCGGUCUCGAGUCUGCGGGAAACCUUGAAAUCACUUACCAAUCAACUGCACAGUGUGCUGGCACCUUUCAAGAAAAACUCAGUCAUUCAAUAGGACUAUGCAAACUUUUAAGCUAAAUAAAUUUUUCCACAAAAAUAACGUAA